This is a messenger RNA of Girardinichthys multiradiatus, 6343 nucleotides long. Its product is annotated as E3 ubiquitin-protein ligase TRIM21-like. The transcript is spliced from 10 exons. The coding region runs from base 4342 to 6021 and encodes 559 amino acids. Gene Ontology annotation, molecular function: zinc ion binding; protein binding. Lineage: Eukaryota; Metazoa; Chordata; Actinopteri; Cyprinodontiformes; Goodeidae. The record is from RefSeq and is a predicted model, not a curated record.
AGGCCGACCUCCAACCUAUCUUCAUUAUGUAGUUUUUUAUAACAUAAGUUAUAAAGUUGUAAUCAAUAAAAAUAUCCAUCUAUUGCUUUGAGGCUCAACAACCUAUUUAGUUUUAUUUUUUUGACAUGGAGAGUAAAACAUCUCCUAAGGCAUUUGGAAAUUAACGUUUCUGUUAACCUGAGUGUGUUUAAGACAGGAGCAGAAUGGUAGAUGUACUUUCUGCAGAGAGUGAAUGUGUAUGAAUGGAUGGAUGACUGAUUGUAGUGUAGAAAGCUUUGGGAUUGUCAGACUUGAUAAAGCGCUAUACAAGUGCAGGCCAUUUUACCAUUUACUUUCUGUCAUUCCCCAAAGAUCAGGGAUCUUCUGGUUGCGUCUGCCCUUGCAGUGUACUGAUUGGGUGAAAUGCCUUAAAAUAUAGUGGCUGAGGUUUAAUAUAACAGCCUCUUAUUGUCACACUUACGUAACCGUGCGCUGAGAUUUACAGCGCAGUUGCACAUACUAAAUGACACAUCCCACUAUUUAUUCAUUAAUAUUUGUUUUAUUUAUUUCCUUAAAGGCUAGCCAAACCGUGUGGUUUGGCUAGCCAUUAAGGAUAUUUCUAUUUCGAUUCCUAAUUAGGUUGAGUAGGAUAGACUAGUUUGCCCAGUUAUUUAAAUUUAUAAUUAGCUGGAAUUUAGCUCUGCCUUUACACAACUUACAGCUAGGACCCAAAUUAUUCAUAACCGUGGGGGAUUUAGGUUUAAAGUAAUUUUACUAACACGUUUCUUCUGACUAAAAGUGAUAUGGACAUUUUAAAGAGUCCCAUGCAAACCCUUUAAACUGUUAUAAAUAUAUUUUCAAAAUACAUUUAAUUGUCUUAGGAGACAUUCCUUUCUGGUAACAUAUCAGCAACAAACUGUUUAAUUAAAUGAAAAUAUUUUAAAAUCUGAAUCUGGCAGGGUGUAAAUAAUUUAGGGCAUGACUAUAUCAAGAAACAGUAUUAUUAAAUAUCUGAAAUCUAAUGCCAAGUGAUGGGAAAGUGUGCAUGUGGUUUAAAAUGAGUCCAUAGAACUGAUUACGAGUGACCUAAGUUUUUUUCUUUGCUUUAGCAGAAGCAUUAAAGUUAAAGACCAAUACAGCCACUGAAAGCUGAAAGUUAAACAUUUAAUCAGAGCAAUAAUAAAUUGUCCUUUGUGGAUUGGUUCUAGAUAUUAUUAUUGCUAAAAAAAAAAAUUAAUUAAAUGCAAUUUCAUUUGUGGUGGGCCAUUAACCUGGGUGACAAAAAUAUCAUUAGUUCAGCAUGAUCGCCAAUAUAACCUGGAGAAAUAACCUCCUUAUUUUCUUUCUCGGAUCAAAUGAAACAAGGAUUGUCCUGCUGGGAAAAAAAUGACAGGGUGAAAACCAGCCGUGUCAACACCAUAUUGGGGAAAAACGAAAAAAAUCUGAAACAAAGAAACCCGAAGAGGAGCCUCUAAAGUUAUCAGCAGAGUACCAAGUGUAUUUCCUGCAAACAUGCCUUAAAGGGGACACAUCAUGCUAUUAAAUCCUUCCUUUUCACAUUUACAUCAUUCAGUUGUGGUCUAUAUAAAGUAGAACUGCAAUGUGUUGGUCUGUAUUUCUUGUUAUUGUAGCUCCACAGGCUCCUUUGUUACCCCUGUUCUGAGGUGCGUCUGAACAACUAGAUUUGGUGCGGUCUCUUUAAAUGCUACUGAUGCACUUCACACCUCGCCCCCUCAAGGUCAAAGAGCGUUCCACUUUAACCAGUUCCACCAUUUUUGUAGUUUGAUAGCAGAAAUACAAUUAUCUAAUGCCGCAGAAUCAAGACAAAAACAGCAAAAACAAUGCAAAACGGUUUAUGUAAUAAUAUUCAUAACAUGCAGUACAGUUUUGUCCUCUAGAAGCUAAAAGCAGCACAAAGCGCUAACAUAGGCAGAAGGCACAACGCUACUGCUGUCAAAAUAAUGGUCAGGACUUCAUGUCAGCACAAAAUAUAUUCAUGUCUAAAAUAAAGUUUGUUUUCAUUUUGACGUUAUUUGGAGCUUUGCUGUGUCUGUUGUUUUCAUAGACAGACAGAAACUGACCCCUCAAUUAGAUUAAGUCUUUUGGCAAAUGCUUCUUGAAGCUGGCGGAGGUUGCUGAAGGCACUCAUGCUUCGCUCAAACAAAGAGAUAUUUCCCCACUGAUGUUGGAACAUUUUCAUGAAAAAUAACAUUUAACCAGGCACUUCAAAGAGGUUCUGAUGCUAGGGAACGGUGUAAUGAAUUGUGUGUGUUAAAGCACCCAACAACCGAAAAUUUACACUUAUCCUCUUGCAGCUUUGGCGUAUUUGAACUUACACUACAAAGAGAGAAAGAAAAAUGGCGGACACAAGAAAGCGGAAACCGGAGGUCAGUGACCUUAUUUACCUGUUCCUCAUCAAAUACUGUGACGUAAUAGUUCAAAAAUGUAACAGAAUAGAGAAAACUGAAACUGAGAAUUAGGACCCAAACAGAAUAUUAAGAUAUUUAUGCGCAUCUGAAGAGACUAAUUCAACUUUUGUGCAUUCCUACAGACUCCCAAGUACACAAACAAAUUAUUUAAGGACUAAAAUAGUGGAUUGCACAUGAUAUGUCCCCUUUAAGAGGAAUAAUAGAAAAGUGUGCUCCACGGCCUCAUUGUUUUCUUAUUGUGUUGAAGGUGGACUGAUACACAGUCCCAUACCAGGAGAUCAUCAGCAUAAUACUGGAUUAUUUCUCAGAGGAGGCUCUGAAACAUGCUGAGGUUCUUUUCACACACGUGACCAGCUGUCAGAAGGGCUAAGAGUUGAGGACUAUGUUCAAGAAGAUCCGGAUCUUAAAAAGCUGGUGGAGAUACUGGAAAAACCAGCAGGAUGGUUCCAGGAGCAACAGGUUUUAGGGGGCGGUAAUUUUCAAUACAACAGAAACGAAACACAAACAAGGAUGCUACACCCAUCAGGAACAGAAACAUAUAGAAAACUAUUUUAGAAAUCCUUUGACAUCCAGAGUGUUUCGUCUUUCUGCCCACACAUUUCUCUGGAGGGUUUAUUUCACUUUGAGUCUGACAGAAGGCCAUAGACUGAGCAGCAGCUUUAACAUUGCUGUUAUGUCCUGCAUUGUUGUGUCUCUGUUGUGUUGUAAAAUGGGAGUUUUUACUCUCUUUUCUCCCUGUGCACCACCGGGUCCGUUUCCCUCCAGUUCCGAGACCAAACCAGCAAAACCAGCAAACUAUUUACCUUGUGAAAUAAUGAGAAAUGUUUAAGUAUAAAAGCAAGAUUUAAUGCCAAAAUGAUCAGUGUACAGAGUAUAGAAAGAACGGACAGAAUGGACCGGGACCUGUUCUUAACCCUCCUAAAGGGUGUCAUCCUCUUGUAUCAGUUUAUUCUUGACUAUGUGUUGCAUCUUAUGUGAAAUCAACAGGUAAGUUGUGUAAGCUGUAGCAGUGAGCGGUGCAGCAAAAAAGCAACUAGGGCAGAUAUAUUUAAUUAGGGCAGCAAAGCAAUGACUAGAAAAGGCCACAGAAUCAUACAUCAAUAACAGUCGUAUACAAAUCACGUCACGUUACCUUUUGGACUCUGGGCCACCGUGUUAUGAAGAUCCCACCCACAUAAGCUGGUACUCAAUUGUAACAGAAAGUGACCCAAACCGUGUGGAAUCGAGUGGAGCUGAGUAGGCGCUAAUGAUAAAGUGUGCAGGCCAAACCGAACUUAAAUAUCAGGCCCACAUUUUUCUUCACAAUCAGGUCUAUUUUAAAAAAGAAAUAGUCUUGCCCAUAAUUUGAUGAUUCGAGGGCCCGGAUCUAUGAUAUAACUAUUCUGUCCAUAGAUGUGCAAAGCUGGUAGAGACAAAAGAUCUGCUGCUGUAACUGCAGAGAUAGGUGGUAAUAUGAAGUAUUGACAUUUGCCAGGUGUAUUGAAGGUAAAGGUGCACAUAGUCCCUGCUUUCAGAGCUUCACAAGUAUGCUGGCUCUCUUCCCUCUCCGCUGUCUCCAGCGGUAUAGCCCAUAGAGACCCGAUACUCCAUUGGCCAGGAUCUCUGCGAAGCUUUCGUCAAAGAAUAACGGUGACAGCGCCUUGAAAGCCUUGUUGCUGAAAAACGCUAUAUAAAUAAACUUGACUUGACUUGACUUGACAAAAUGCCAAAAGAAGACAAACGUUGAGCAGUUCUGUGAAAAACUGUGGGUGAUUUCUUAAUAAAUGUAAAGUGAAAACUAAGAGCAGAUAUACAGGAACAUUGAAGUAACCUGUCUGUCUAAAAUGUCAUUGUGGGAGUAGCUUUGAACGUAUGCCUAGAAAAACUGCCUGUAUUGAAGCAGUCUUGCUGCAGACAACAUACCUGCUGAAGGCUGUCGACUCACACAGCAAAAAUGGCCAAUGCUUUGACUCAGGAGCAAGUUCUGUGCAUCAUUUGCAUGGAUAGUUUCACCAACCCUGUGUCCAUCCCGUGUGGCCACAACUUCUGCCUGGAAUGUAUUAAUGGUUUCUGGGACACGAGCCACAAGUCGGAAUGUCCACUUUGCAAGGAGAACUUCCAAAAGCGUCCAGCCCUCAGGGUGAAUGUCGGCUUAAAAGACAUUACUGAACAAUUUAAAAGAUGUUUGAGGAGUGAACAAGCAAGCAACCCAGAGCCACCUAGGAGAAACUGCUCCAGACAGUCCUCUAAAUCUGACAACAUAACUUGUGACAUCUGCGGCGAAAACAAGCUGACAGCAGUGAAGUCGUGCCUGGUCUGCCAAGCGUCUUAUUGUGAAAUGCACCUGACUCCUCACCUGAGCGAUUCCAUGAUGACAAAGCACAGGCUGACGGAUCCGGCCACCUUCAGGACAAAUCACCUCUGCAGAAACCACAACAAGCCCCUGGAGAUGUUCUGCAAGAAAUGUCAGAGCCCUGUUUGUACGAGCUGCACUGAGAGGGACCAUAAGCAUCAUCAAGUUGUUCCUAUGGAGAAAGAGAGCAGGAGGAUCAAGGCAAAAUUGAAGAUUGUUGAAGCAGAGAUUCAACAGAUGAUCCAGACCCGGCUCAGAAAGACUGAGGAUAUCAAGAACUCUAUGGAGCUGAGCAGAAUAGAUAAAGAAAAGGAGAUACAAACCAGUGUACAUGUUGUCACCAUGGUAAUAAAUGCCAUUGAGGGAAACCAGGCUCUGCUCACCGAGGACAUAGAAGAGAAGCAUGAAGCAGCAAAGAGGAGAGCAGAAGAUCUUCUUGAAGAGCUCGACCAGGAGAUCGGAGAACUGCAAAAGAGACGCAUUGAGCUGCAAUACCUGAAGGACACCAAGGACCCGCUACAUCUUCUGCAGAGUUUUCCAUGUCUGAGUUCUCCGCUGUCCUCAACAAACUGGUCUGAGGUCUGUGUUGACUCUGACAUUUAUAUAAGAAGUGUGAGGACAGCUUUCUCCAAGCUGGUGGACGUCUGCCAUGAACUAGAAAAUAAAUUUUGUGCAGAAGAAGUCACUAAGUUGGCCAAAUAUGCAGUGGAUGUGACUCUGGACCCUACAACUGCUGCAAGCUGGCUGCUUCUGUCCCCGGAUGGUAAAAAGGUGAGCCUGAGCUCCCAGAGCAGAAGGCAGUCGCUGCCUGAUGACCCCUGCAGGUUCGACUCGUGUGUUGCUGUUCUGGGGAAACAAAGCUUCACCUCUGGGAGACGAUAUUGGGUGGUUAAGAUAGGGGAUAAAACAGACUGGGAUCUUGGUGUGGCCAAGGAGUCCUUUAACAGGAAGGGCUCCAUAACCGUCCGUCCAGACAACGGUUACUGGGCGAUCUGCAGGCGGAAGGGUGAGAGUCUUCGGGCCUGUGCCGGACCCUCUGUCACCUUAAACCUCCAUGAAAUCCCUAUUAAAGUGGGUGUAUUCCUGGACUAUGAAGAUGGAUCAGUGUCAUUCUACAACGCAGAUUCAAAAACUCAUAUCUACACUUACAAAGGAUGUUCUUUUACCGAGCCCCUGUACCCAUACUUUAAUCCCUGUCUUCAUGACAAUGGAAGGAACACAGAACCUCUGAUUAUCUGUCCAGUGGAAACUGGGCUUACUAUAGAGACUGCAGGGCAGUGAAGUUAAAUUCAAUGAAAGUAAUCUGACAAAGUCAUCAACAAGCAUCAGUAAGAUGCUUAGGAUGUCCUCGUUUAGUUUUUGAUGUUUUUCAUGUUCAGUAUCAGAAAACCUUUGAGAAGUUUGGGAAAACUUCAGAAUUGAGAAGCAGUUUACAUUUUAAAGCCUAAAGAAAAAUGUGCUGCAUCAUGUAAAUGUUGAUAAGUUGUAUAAUUUGCAAAACCUAAAUAUGAUCAAAACUAUUAGGUGUGGGUCUAAAAGCUAUAAAGUCUCCUUCUGUCAUUUCUAAAAAAAAAGAUGUGACAUUAAAACGUGACACUACAAA